Sciurus carolinensis (gray squirrel) is the source of this 936-nucleotide messenger RNA. Its product is annotated as olfactory receptor 7D4-like. The coding region runs from base 1 to 936 and encodes 311 amino acids. Gene Ontology annotation, molecular function: olfactory receptor activity; G protein-coupled receptor activity. The record is from RefSeq and is a predicted model, not a curated record. Gene Ontology annotation, biological process: G protein-coupled receptor signaling pathway. Lineage: Eukaryota; Metazoa; Chordata; Mammalia; Rodentia; Sciuridae. Gene Ontology annotation, cellular component: membrane. The transcript has a single exon.
AUGGAAGGAGAGAACCACACAGGCUUAUCACAAUUUCUCCUCUUGGGUCUCUCAGAGGAUCCUGAACUGCAGUCCUUCCUCUUUGGCCUGUUCCUGUCCAUGUACCUGGUCACAGUGCUUGGGAACCUGCUCAUCAUCCUGGCCAUCUGCUCUGACUCCCACCUCCACACUCCCAUGUACUUCUUCCUCUCCAACCUGUCCAUCACUGACAUCUGUUUCACCACCACCACAGUCCCCAAGAUGCUGGUGAACAUCCAUGCACAUAGCAAAGAUAUUUCCUACAUAGAGUGCCUCACUCAGGCAUAUUAUUGUAUGGUUUUUGUUGGAAUAGAUGUUUUACUGCUGACCAUAAUGGCAUAUGACAGAUUUGCAGCCAUCUGCCACCCCCUGAACUAUAUAGUCAUCAUGAACCCCCGACAUUGUGGCCUUCUGGUUCUGAUUUCUUGGCUUAUUAUAUGCUGGGUGUCCCUGAUUCAUAUUCUAUUGAUGAAGCAGCUGACCUUCUCCAAAGGCACUGAAAUCCCACAUUUCUUUUGUGAAGUGGCUCAGCUUCUCAAGGUGGCCAGCUCUGAUACUCUUGUCAAUAACAUCUUUAUGUUUGUGGUGGCUGUUGUGCUGGGCAUGUUUUCUGUUACUGGAAUUCUGUUCUCUUACUCUCAGAUUGUUUCCUCCUUAAUGAAGAUGUCCUCUGUAAGCAAGUAUAAAGCAUUCUCCACCUGUGGGUCUCACCUCUGUGUGGUCUCCUUGUUUUAUGGAACAGGACUUGGAGUUUACCUCAGUUCUCCUGUGACUCACUCUCCCCAGAAAAUCUCUAUUUCCUCAGUGAUGUACACUGUGGUCACCCCCAUGCUAAACCCCUUCAUCUACAGCCUGCGGAACAAGGAUGUGAAGUGGGCCCUGUGGAGACUCCUCAGCAGGGCAGCCUCUUGUCCCUGA